Trichoderma asperellum CBS 433.97 is the source of this 445-nucleotide messenger RNA. RefSeq lists its product as uncharacterized. The record is from RefSeq and is a predicted model, not a curated record. Lineage: Eukaryota; Fungi; Ascomycota; Sordariomycetes; Hypocreales; Hypocreaceae.
AGAAAUGAAGAAAGCCCCCAAGAGAAAGCUCGGCGACAUGCCUGAAGACUCGACCGAAGAGAAGUAUGCCGCACGCAUUGUCCACCAAGCAAAAGCUAAAGUCAUGAAACAAAACUUUACUGAAGAUAAUUUACCGAAAUGCUUGGAGGGAGCUGCGGGAAAUUUGCAAUGGAGGAAAGGAGCUUAUUUUGAAAACUCAAAGGGGGUAGCAAGCAUUGCGCUGGUAGCUACUCGUAUGCUUCGAGAUCUGCUAUACUCCCGGGAACAGAUGACUUCGCGAGAUAUCCAAGAAAUGGAGCACUUCUUGAUAUAUAUAGGAGGUGAAAGAGGAAUGCAAAAUUUUGCCAAGGAACUGCGUUCAAUUGGUCAAAACAAUAACGCAACUUCCGAUACGAGAUUCCGCAACUUGUUUGGACACGAUGGCACUUUUACUUCUGCUCCAUAG